Messenger RNA from Ctenopharyngodon idella (grass carp), 8697 nucleotides. RefSeq names its product G protein-coupled receptor, class C, group 5, member Ba (gene gprc5ba). The record is from RefSeq and is a predicted model, not a curated record. Gene Ontology annotation, cellular component: plasma membrane; intracellular membrane-bounded organelle; signaling receptor complex. Bases 624 to 1841 code for a protein of 405 amino acids. Gene Ontology annotation, molecular function: G protein-coupled receptor activity; protein kinase activator activity; protein kinase binding. Lineage: Eukaryota; Metazoa; Chordata; Actinopteri; Cypriniformes; Xenocyprididae. Gene Ontology annotation, biological process: G protein-coupled receptor signaling pathway. The transcript has 5 exons.
UUGUUGGUGAAUGACAGUGAGGGGCGGGGCUUGUGCUGCGCUGAUUGAUUGAAUCAAACAGCUGAGAACGCGCGUGUGAAGACAGAGGAAAAGCAGCAGAUGCAUUGAAAGAAACGCAGAAAACACAGCAGCACAUUAAAACAUUAAAGACAGCGUCUGCGGCAAACCGAUGAAAGACGAUGAAUGCCAAAUGUGUACGGUGUGUGUUUUAGAGGCGACGAUGGUGUGGUGAAGAAUGAGGACGCCUGACAUUUUCAUUUCUCUGUGACAACUGAUGAACAACGCGCGGAGCAGCAGCAGCGCUUGAAGCAGAAACGCCAAGGGGAAUACGCGUUUUAUUUUCAGCUCCUUUUAUUUGUUGGUAUUUGACCUCGUUUAUUAAUCACACCGCAAACGCCCAACUAAACUAAAGAUUUAGGGGGAUAUAGCUUAACCAUUUUUAAAUAGCACGAAGAGGAAUAAUUGUGCAGUCCUUCGCCGUGUUAAUCAGCUGCAGGAGCCGAGAUGUGACAUUUUUCACGCGAGCAUUCAACCAGCUAUCAUAUCGGAUGCUUUAAUCGAUAAAGGGUCCAUCUCUUAGGCCAUAAUUUUAAAGGCUGCCACUGAAUAUAUCUUAUACUAAGAUGCCAUUUUUUCAUGUGCUGUUCCUGCUGCUCACUGGGCUGGAUGUGAGUUUGUCUCAAGAUGAGAAGCCGACAGUCCCGUUCGGCUGCGGAUUUGGUCUUCAGCGCCCCUACACUCUCUUAUGUGACCUGGAUGCUGUAUGGGGUGUGGCAGUGGAGGUCGUAGCAGCAGCUGGUGUGUUAGCUGCUGUUUUACUUUUGGUAGUAUUACUGUGCCGCCUGCACUCAGUGACCGAGGCACCAAAGCGAAGUGGCAUCGGUCCGACUCUCUUACUGUUGAUAGGCAUUAUUGGGCUUUUUGGGCUUAGCUUUGCGUACCUUAUUGAGCAUAACGAGAGCAUUUGUUUGGUGCGGCGUGCCCUCUGGGGUGUGUUUUUCUCACUCUGCUUUGCCUGCAUGUUGGCACAGGGCGUGAGGCUGCGAAGGCUUGCCCGUGAGUCUCGUAGCCCGGGUGGGUGUGCCCUCGCUGGACUAGCAUUAGGGUUGACAGCAGUACAGGGUAUUAUCGCUGCAGAGUGGCUUCUCCUAACAGUGCUUCGGGCGGGUAACCCAGCAUGCCAGUAUCAGCCUCUGGACUUUACGCUGGCUUGCGCCUACGUGCUUGCACUUCUGCUGGCCGCCCUAGUAAGCGCAACAUUAGCGCUGUGUGGGAAGGCACGACACUGGCACUGUAAUGUUGUGUGGCUUCUGGUCUCCUGCUUGCUGUCCAUUCUCUUGUGGGUGGCUUGGGUUGGUUUCUACAUCUAUGGAAACAACGUGCUUGGGAAGUCUCCGGACUGGGAUGAUCCAGCAUUGGCUGUAGCGCUGGUAGCACAGGGUUGGUUGUUAUUGCUGUGCCACGCUGCUCCUGAAGCCCAUGCCUGUCUUCGAGCGCCACCUCAGCCUUCUGCUCCAGACUAUUUCGACACAUCCCAGAAUUCCUCACGCAUGAGAGAGGCCAGCCUUGAUGAGGACAUCCCUCUUUCGCACAGGCAGUUUGUGGAGAACCAGGGAUAUGCGUUUGAUGAAAAUACUGCAGGGCUGAGGAGUGGCAGUCAUCAUAAUGGCAACACAGGGGCCAGACCCAGCGCACCUUUCAGAAGUAACGUCUACCAACCCACUGAGAUGACCAUGAUACUAAAUGGAGGAGCAAUUGGGAUACAUCAUGUCGGCGUAUGGUGGGGAGGAGUCGAAGCCGGCCAUAGGGGUCUGUGCAGAGGACUUGUCUGGUUCUUAUGAUCAUACCUGAGGAUCUGUGUCGAUGAGGUCUUCACAGGGGAUCCUGUCUCUAGGGCUAAUCUAGUUUUCAUGUUCUCCGCUGACAUUCAGGGCUGUUGUGGUCAUCACUAAGUGCAGGUCCACCAUCUGAUCUGGAUACGGACCGGAUAAGUCUGACUCUACGGUAACCUUGGGAUAAGGAUGAAACAGACAGAAAAAACAUCAAAGGAACUAUAUUACUUUGUUGCUCCUCCUCUAACAGCACCUUCCUCUUGAGGUGAUUGAAAUGGUGCAUUCUCCAAUAUGCAAUAUGUCUAUAUUACCAUAAUCUGCCUUAUAAAUAAAUAAAACAAAAUCACAUCAAUAUUACAUUUAAAUCUGUGAUCAUUUUAUAACUGCCUGUGAGAAUUUGCCUUUUCGUAUUAAAGGACUAUUUUUAUUAAACAUGAAACGUUGUGGUUACAGAAUCGCAAUACGUAUUUUGCUAAAAAUGACACUACAUUUAAUUUUACUCAGUUAAGUCAGCAACACUACUAUCACCUCCACUGCCACAUCUUCAAUGUGAGAAAGUACAGCAAAACAGGGACGGUAAACGAUAUCCUACAGUGUUUGCAGCGAUAUAUAAUUGUCACGAACUUGGCCUCUGUGGCUCCCUCCGAUCGCCACUAGAGGGCUCCCUCACCUGAGUAUUAACCUUACAUGGACUGCAUUUCCCGUAACCCCAUACCUGGGCUGAUUACACACACACACCUGACUCCCAUAACCCGGACUAUUUAAGCUGACGCACUCACUCGCCCAUUGCGAAGUCUUGUUUUGCCCCGGCUGACACUACUGAGCAUUUUUCCCUGUUAUCUGUAUUCCUGUGUAUAACCUUGGACUGUUUAGUACCCUUGUUUGUUUGCUGCCUGCGCUGUGAUUUACUUGCCUGUUUACUGGAUUACUCUGCCUUGUCUGCUGCCUGCCCUGACCCUUUGCCUGUUCCCGUUUACGAUACUUCUUUGCCUCUUUGCAACUGUUGUUGCUGGUAUUUGACCCCUGCCUGUAUGACUACGAUUGUUUAUAAUAAAGCUGCAUAUGGAUCCUAUCAAGUCUGCCGCCUCGUUACAGAAGACUUCGCCAGACCAAGAUCCAGCGGCUAUCUACCAUUUGUCAACAGAGGUUUCUACCCAAGCGAGUGUGCUAGCCGUCCACCAACAACAACUUACCCGUUGGAGCUAGUGAAGACGCUACAAAGCAUGCGACUCUCCAACGCUGACGUAAGUCCGCCAUUAUCCACGCCACCCACCGCAGCGGCGUCACCAACUUACACCACAACAAACCCGCGUCUAGCCUUCCUGGAGAAAUAUGACAGAUCACCAGCAAGAUGCAAGGGGUUUCUGCUACAAUGCUCACUGUUUAUAUCCCAACAACCCGCUCUAUACACCAAUGAUGAGAGUUGCAUCGCCUUUGUGUGUUCCCUGCUAACGGGUAAAGCGCUGGAAUGGGCUACUACGGUGUGGAAUAACGGCCAUCCUACAUUUACCUCACUUGAUGAAUUCCUGCAAUGUUUCCGUGAGAUUUUUGAACACGCCGAGAGAGGAAAGGAGGCUGGUGAGUUACUGCUGGCGCUUCGCCCAAGGAAGACAAACGGCGACAGAAUACGCUCUCAUAUUUCGCACACUAGCUGCUCAAACAACCUGGGUGGAUGACACGCUGAAACUACUGUUCCGCAAGGGCUUAAACAUGGACCUUCAAUCUGAGUUGGCUUGUUGUGACGAGGGAAAAACUUUGAAUGGCUUCAUUGAUCUGGCUAUCCGCAUCGACAACUUAAUUCGCUCACGACGCUGCCCGAGAAACGCCUCAUCAUUCCCUGCCGCCACUCCACCAAUGCAAGAUUCUGAACCCAUGCAAAUCGGUUCCACUCACCUGUCUUCGGAGGAAAGAGACAAACGUGUUCAGCAACACCUUUGUCUCUAUUGUGGACAACCCGGCCAUUUGAGAGCAUCAUGUCCCACUCGACCCACAAGCCGAAAUGCCACUGUGGUGAGUUUCCCUUCUACCUGUCGCAAUAUUGACAUUCCAGCAAGACUCAUGAUAAAAGAUAACUCAGUGAAUGCCUUAGCCAUGAUAGACUCAGGAGCAGCCGGUAACUCCAUGGACUUUGAUUUCUCCAAGACACAUAACAUUGCAUUAAUCCCCUGCGAUUCUGUGUUGUCAGUUGCAGCGAUAGACGGACGCCCCCUGGGAACUGGACAGGUUCAUUACACCACUGACGACGUGUCUCUUCAAAUUGGGGCAUUGCACACUGAGAUAAUCUGUUUCUUCAUUAUCAAAUCACCUCAGAACCCCGUCAUCCUCGGAUUACCAUGGUUACGCCAACAUAACCCACAAAUUUCAUGGGCAGACAACCAGAUCAUUCACUGGUCCGACCACUGUCAUUGAAACUGUCUCCAGACUCCUCAGCUACAGAACUCUCCCAAACAAUCACCACCCACUUAACCAGCUACCAGCUGAAUACCAAGAUCUCUCUGAGGCUUUCAGCAAGUCCAAGGCAGCCCAGUUACCACCACAUCACACCAGCUACUGUGCCAUUGACCUAAUCCCAGGUACGACGCCCCCCACAGGUCGCAUCUUCCCGCUCUCCCAACCUGAGUCUGAGUCUAUGAGGAACUAUAUCGAGGAGGAACUGGCCAAGGGAUUCAUUCAACCAUCUACGUCUCCUGCAUCUGCAGGGUUCUUCUUUGUAAAGAAGAAAGACAGGGUGUUAAGACCUUGUAUCGACUACCGAUGCCUCAAUGAUAUCACGGUGAAAUAUCGUUAUCCCCUGCCGUUGGUUCCAGCUGCCCAGCUGAACAACUUCGCACUUCCAGCUGAACAACUUCGCACGGCCAAAUACUUUACCAAGCUAGACCUCCGGAGCGCUUACAACUUGAUCCGUAUCAGGGUCAUAGUAUACAUUGACGACAUUCUUAUUUAUUCAGAUACUUACCCCGAUCACGUCCGCCAUGUCCGCUCUGUCCUACAAAGACUCAUAGAAAAUCAACUCUACGCCAAUGCCGAGAAGUGUGAGUUUCACCAGACUGCCACGUCCUUCCUGGGUUACAUUAUCAGCUCUGAAGGGGUCGCUAUGGAUGACAGCAACUCAAUGUCAAUUUCACCCUAACUUCUGGCUAUCAUCCUCAGGCUAAUGGUCAAGUUGAACGCCUCAAUCAAGAACUCACCCGAUACUUUUUUUGUCACCACAAUCAAACCGACUAGAGUCGGUAUCUGUUCUGGGCCGAGUAUGCACAAAACUCACUCCAGAAGCUGUCGACGGGACUCACACCAUUUAAGUGCAUACUCGGAUACCAACCCCCACUGUUCCCUUGGUCAGGAGAGCCAUCGGAUCUCCCAUCUGUUGACCAUUGGCUCCAGUGGAGUGAGGCUGUCUGGAACGAGGCUCACUUUCACCUUCAGAGGGCAGUUCGGCAACAGAAGGAAUAAGCUGACCGCUACCGCCGUCUGCAUCCGGAUUACUGCCCUGGUCAAUGAGUCUGGUUAUCAACCAGGGAUCUUCGUCUUAGGCUACCCUGUAAAAAGCUCAGUCCCAGGUACGUGGGUCCAUUCAAAAUCAUCAGGCAAAUAACUCCAAUUUCCUAUCGUUUAGCAUUACCUCCGGAAUACCGUGUCUCACCCACUUUCCAUGUCUCUUUGCUCAAGCCCGCAGGUGGUCCGAGAGGAGAACCUAGACGAGGCCAGUGACCAGAGACCUCCUCCCCUAAUCGUGGAAGGCGAGGAGGCAUACCAAGUACACAAGCUCGUGGAUUCCAGACGCCGGGGCAGAGUACUACAAUACCUCAUCUACUGGGAGGGGUAUGGCCCGGAGGAACGGUCCUGGGUCAAGACAGAUGACAUUCUGGACCCGUCUCUCAUCAAUGAAUUCCAUAGAGACCCCGGCGUCGACCGCCUCCUCGCUUCAGGAGCUGCUCGCAGGGAGGGGGCUUCUGUCAUGAAUUUGGCCUCUGUGGCUCCCUCCGAUCGCCACCAGAGGGCUCCCUCACCUGAGUAUUAACCUUACAUGGACUGCAUUUCCCAUAACCCCGUACCUGGGCUGAUUACACACACCUGACUCCCAUAACCCGGCCUGUACGACUACGAUUGUUUAUAAUAAAGCUGCAAUGGAUCCUAUCGAGUCUGCUGCCUCGUUACAAUAAUAAGCCUAAUGCAAUAUAAAUAACAUUCUGUCAAAUAGUUUAUCCACUCAAGAUAGUAACGAUGUGUUAUCAUGGUUGGUUAGAUAGGCUACCCAACCAUAAUAAACAGUGUCUAAACAAAAAGAGCAGCAGUUUAUUACAAUAUAACUUUUAAUUAUUGCAUAUCAGUGAUCAAAAGUCUAAAACCAGCGUAUAAUUUUAUAUCGACAAAAAAUAUUAAACAUACUGCAAUGAUUCAUGAACUCCGCUGGAAGUCAUUCUAAUCAGACAUGAGCUGCAGUGUGGGUAGAGUUGCAGAGGGGAGAAUGAGGUAGUGAUCGCAAGUGACGUUACUUGCAGAGGAAGCGCAGGUGAGAGUGCAAGUCUGCAGCCAGACCCUAUUGGAGACCAGGCUGAAACUAAAAUAAGCAUGAGUGCUUCAAACCGGAUUUGUUAUUAAGUACAUCUCAUUGUUACGUUAAUGAUAAUUUCAUGUUAACAUCGUUCAUAUAUCCAGUUUACUGAAUGGGUUCAAGACAUCACUGAUUGGACGAUGACAACAGUGUGUUAGUUGUGUUUAACUUUUGGGGCCUGUGUGUGUGUCAUUCUGGGUCAAAGUGCACCACACUGCUAAAUGUGUUUUGUGAAUGAGAAUGUGUUUACAGUUUUGAAAAUAGGUGAUUCAGAAUUUGCAAAAUGUGUCUAACCACAUGAACAGUUUAAAGUUUUGUGAACUGUGUGAUUCAUUCAAUAAAGUUGUUUUAACAGUUGAAGUUUUUGUUUAGAAAAUGGGGUUUAGUGUUUUAGCAAUUCAGAAAAACUGUAAUAUCCAGCAAUAUUACUGAUUUAACUGCACUGACACUAUCGGAUGAGAACAAACCCUGAACUGAAUUGAGCUGAAUGACAACAUUUCAGCCGAGUGCUUUCCACAAUAAUUGUUGCCAGGAAACUUUUAUGCUCUGAAGUACAGGAAGUUCCUCAGGAAUUACUUUUGGGGGAAAAAGCUUCUUCCCCUUGGGCUGGCCUUAGCACCUUGUACUUUCACAAAGUGCACUGACAAUGCUCUGGGUCUGUUGAGACUCCAGGGCAGACGCAUUUUAAAUUACUUACACAAUUGCGUCGUUUUAGCUCAAUCAGACGUGUGUGUGUUUGUGUGUGUGUGUGUGUGUGUACAUAACAAAAUUUGGGGGACAAAUUUGUACCCAGAAGUGAACAAAACCUGACAAAAUCUCCAAAAACCUUCCUUUAGGGAUGUCCUCAUUUGUAAAUUAGAGUAAUUAAAGGCUUUUUAAAAAUGUAAAAAUGCAGAAACUUUUCUGGGAUGGUAGGUUUAGGGGUUGGGUUAGUGUAAAGGCUGAUUUAUACUUCUGCGUGGAGUGUUUGCCGUAGCUAUAGCAUAGGCUGUGUGUAGCACGUGUAGCCAUGGCGUAGCCUGAUGUGCACCUCUCCAAAAAUGUAACAACGCAUCAAUUCUACCCGGACCGCAAGUGCUGUGAUUGGUCUGCUGGAACCACUCCCUCUGGUCGAAAAAACUGUCGUGGAGCGAGCAGAGAAGAGUGAGCAUUUUCAACUUCCCUAAGAAUGAAAAAAACUCUGCUCUGGUCUGUUUCAGGGGACACACGCCGUCAAGCUGCAACAAAAGUCGCUGGUGUAACACAGUGUUUAUUAAUAUCAACAAAAUGAAGAAUUCAAAUGUUUUAAAUACAAAGAUGAGUAGUAAAACUCCAUUUUGGGGAAAAGGUAAAAACAUGAGUGCAUAGAAAGACAGCAGUCCCAAUAGUAAGACUCAACAGUCUAGAACAAUUAGAAAACAAACCAUCUUACCACUCCAUCUAAACCAGAUUUAUUAUCUCAUUAAAACAAUUUCAUAAAAGUUGUUCCAAGAGGAAAAAAUCCACACCAGAGGGAUUGGAGUCAUGUCAGGUGCUGAAAGAUUAGCUGUCUCAUUUCAAAGGCAGCAUCCUCUGGAGGUCACAUUUGUUGGCCGCUUAUGUCAUUGAGGCUGCUUCAUUUCAGUAAACUGACCACUACAUUCCAAAGUCAUGAAGGAAUUACAACAAUUUAUACUACUUGAAUGCUUGAAUCUGAUGAACGUUCUAAGGUGAGCAAUUAUUUUCAGGGAAAAGCAUGGCUACAGUAGUUCUAGGCAGGUCUUGACCGCAUUACAGUUCCAUAUCACUUUGCCAAAUGAUUUCAGUUAUUUCAAAGGUCCUUACCUUCAGUUAUUUCAAAGGUCCUUACCUUUGUCCUUACCUUUUACUACAACCGCAAAAGAAACAAAACCCACAAUGACAUUGAGCAAGCAAAUAAAUAAAGUAAACAAUAGGAUAAAAAUGACUAAUUAUUUCCAUGUUUUUUGUAACAUUACGGAAAGCACAUAAUCUCUUUCCUUGCUUAACGUUGUGGCCGCAUUACCAACUCAGGUGUGCAUUAUUUUCUAAUACUUCAAAGGCCCGUCGUCAAUUAUUCCUUACUUAUGCUUCACUAGGAAUAAUGGUCAAUUGUAUAACUGUUACUGUUCUGAAAUAAGAUGUACUUUAUGAUGUAUGCGGCAGACAAAUGCUACUUCCGGAGGACGCAGCCUUCAAAAUGACAGACAGCAAUUGUGUGUUCUGUUUAAUUUGCUAGAGAUGUGUUUUUCCCACUUAUGAAACAACAUUCAUCUUAUGUAAAUGUUCUGACUGUAAACCUGCCUGCUUCUAAUUCAUCUAAUGUUUUUUCUUUUU